Messenger RNA from Cylindrotheca closterium, 1044 nucleotides. NCBI's taxonomy places the organism in Eukaryota, Bacillariophyta, Bacillariophyceae, Bacillariales, Bacillariaceae. The record is from the annotation of a GenBank genome assembly.
AUGGAAGCCGACAAUAGAGACAAUGUUCUUAUUGCUUUGGCAAUGGUAUUCGGUGCUGGAGCUUCCACUGGAUUGGGUGCGGCAGUCGUAUUUUUCCCGUCCAUUGUCAAGCUGGCAUCCCAACGAGUCUUGGCAGCCUCCCUUGGAUUUUCAGCUGGAGUCAUGACCUACGUCUCCUUUGUGGAAAUCUUUAUCAAAUCCUAUGUGGGCUUCGAAGAUGCUGGAUAUGAAAGGAGCCAGGCCUAUGUUUAUUCCACCUUUUGCUUUUUCGGUGGUGUCGUGUUGAUGAUUUUGCUGAAUGUCGUUGUCGCCAAAUUACUGGGCGAAGACAGCCAUCAUCAUGCUGGACCUGUGAAUCCAGUAUCACAACAGCAACACCAAAGAGAGAACAAUCGCACGACGCAGCUUCCAAGUUCGGAAGCCAAGGAGAGCGAAGAUCAGCAGGACGGUGGAAGUGCAAAGGGAAGUGAUGAUGACUUUGUAGAAAACCUGCCCCUUUCAAAUGGUAACGCUCCUGUUGUGGUUGGGGACGUCGGAGGAGACAGCAUCUCUGACGAUGAGUCUCCGAAAGACAAGGAGGAGCAGCGCAAGCUGAUCAAGAUGGGCAUGAACACGGCACUUGCAAUUGCAUUGCACAAUUUUCCAGAGGGAUUGGCAACAUUUGUGGCUGCCGUAGAUGAUCCUUCUGUGGGUACUGUGUUGGCGUGCGCCAUUGCGAUUCAUAACAUUCCCGAAGGUCUGUGCGUUGCUUUGCCAAUCUACUACGCUACUGGAAGCCGAUCAAAAGCAUUCCUUUGGGCCCUUUUGUCUGGAGCGUCAGAAAUCGUUGCAGCUCUUUUGGGAUGGGCAAUAUUGGCUGCCGUGGUCGACGACGCAACGUACGCGGCUCUGUUUGGGAUAGUGGCUGGUAUGAUGGUAAUCAUCAGCAUUCGGGAACUAUUGCCCACAGCUCACCACUACGAUCCGGAGGAUACAGUGGUAACAUACUCCUUCAUUGCCGGAAUGCUGCUAAUGGCAAUUUCCUUGGUGCUUUUCAUGCUGUAA